AUGAUGACCCAAAUAGAGACGACAGUGCAUUAUAAUAACGGAUUCGGAGAUGAGGAGGACUACAUGAUACAGGAGGAUGACUGGGACAGGGACAUGUUGCUGGACCCUGCCUGGGAAAAACAGCAAAGAAAGGUAAGUCAAGAGAAGAUGACCUGCAGAUAACAUAUUAAACAGUACAGUAGGACUACCUUAAGCACGGGAUUGGGAGAUUAUUAACUUUUUUUUUUCAUUUCCAUUGUGUUAUUAAUUUAAUAUUGAGUUAUUCACGUUUAGCGCAGGCUCCAAGCUCUGUCUCUGGUUCCUGGUAUCCUGGGGGGGGGGGGGCUCUUGGCUCCAGUUGACGGGAAUAUUGACGGACGGAUGCGCUGCUACCAGCUAACAAUAGCUCAAUGAGCGGCUCUUGAGACUGUUGCCAUUCCACUGAUAUGCGAGGAAUGAGAGCUGUCAACAGAUGCUUCUAACACAUGAUGACGUCCUUGGGAUUAGAAUGGAUGCUAUAUCUAAUUUUAACUUCGAGACCAAAAGGCAAUAUAGUAGAUUAAUCCAGUGUCCAAGAGUCUGAGUAUAGGGCCCCAACUCAGUAUCUGUCAACUGGUCUCAAACAGAAGGUUAUUAAGUCUUCCUUCCGAAAUGCUCUUAGCAACUGGCGUUAGGGGUGCUGAGAGUGUUGCAGCAACCCCUGAUAAAUCACAAUUUCAAAAAAAAUUAUACACUACCAGUCAAAAGUUUUUUGAAAACCUACUCAUUCGAGGGUUUUUCUUUAUUUUUACUAUUUUCUAGGUUGUAGAAUAAUCAAAACUAUGAAAUAACACAUAUAGAAUCAUAUAGUAACCAAAAAAGUGUUAAACAAAUCAAAAUAUAUUUUAUAUUUGAGAUUCUUCAAAUAGCUUCCCUUUGCCUUGAUGACAGCUUUGCACACUCUUGGCAUUCUCUCAACCAGCUUCAUGAGGUAGUCACCUGGAAUGCAUUUCAAUUAACAGGUGUGCCUUGUUAAAAGUUAAUUUGUGGAAUUUCUUUCCUUCUUAAUGCGUUUGAGCCAAUCAGUUGUGUUGUGACAAGAUAGGGGGGGAUAUACAGAAGAUAGCCCUAUUUGGUAAAAGACCAAGUCCAUAUUAUGGCAAGAACAGCUCAAAUAAGCAAAGAGAAAUGACAGUCCAUCAUUACUUUAAGACAUGAAGGUCAGUCAAUACGGAACAUUUCAAGAACAUUUAAAGUUUCUUCAAGUGCAGUCGCAAAAACCAUCAAGCGCUAUGAUGAAACUGGCUUUCAUGAGGACCGCCACAGGAAUCGAAGACCCAGAGUUACCUCUGCUGCAGAGGAUAAGUUCAUUAGAGUUACCAGUCUCAGAAAUUGCAGCCCAAAAAAAGGCUUCACAGAGUUCAAGUAACAGACACAUCUCAACAUCAACUGUUCAGAGGAGACUGUGUGAAUCAGGCCUUCAUGGUCGAAUUGCUUCAAAGAAACCACUACUAAAGGACACCAAUAAUAAGAAGAGACAUGCUUGGGCCAAGAAACACAAGCAUUUGUCCUUUGUCCUUUGGUCCAAAUUUGAGAUUUUUCGUUCCAACCGCCGUGUCGUUGUGAGACGCGGUGAGGGUGAACGGAUGAUCUCCGCAUGUGUAUUUUCCACCGUAAUCCAUGCAGGAGGAGGUGUUAUGGUGUGGGGGUGCUUUGCUGGUGACACUGUCUGUGAUUUAUUUAGAAUUCAAGGCACACUUAAUCAGCAUGGCUACCACAGCAUUCUGCAGCGAAACGCCAUCCCAUCUGAUUUGGGCUUAGUGGGACUAUCAUUUGGUUUUCAACAGGACAAUGACCCAAAACACCUCCAGGCUGUGUAAGGGCUAUUUUACCAAGAAGGAGAGUGAUGGAGUGCUGCAUCAGAUGUCCUGGCCUCCACAAUCCCCGACCUCAAGCAAAUUGAAUGGUUUGGGAUGAGUCGGACUGCAGAGUGAAAGAAAAGCAGCCAACAAGUGCUCAGCAUAUGUGGGAACUCUUUCAAGUCUGUUGGAAAAGCAUUCCAGUUGAAGUUGGUUGAGAGAAUGCCAAGAGUGUGCAAAGCUGUCAUCAAGGCAAAGGGUGGCUAUUUGAAGAAAUAUAUUUUGAUUUGUUUAACACUUUUUGGGUUGCUAAAUGAUUCCAUAUGUGUUAUUUCAUAGUUUUGAUGUCUUCACUAUUAUUCUACAAUGUAGAAAAUAGUAAAAAUAAAGAAAAACCCUUGAAUGAGUAGGUGUUCUAAAACUUUUGACCGGUAGUGUAUACACACAAAUAAUAAUAAUUGUGCACUAGGCCUUUAUUACUCCUGUAUGAGCGGAGAAAAAUACUUGUCAGCAGAGCAUUUCCCCAUUUCCCCACACUUUAUUGCUAUGGAAGAGGUUGAACUGUUCCUCAAAUAUCUUGGUUUAACGAGGCAAAACACAUAUUUAUUUGAGGUACAUGCUAAAGAAGACCUAUAUGCCUACUGAGGGCCUUCUGCCUGGUAUUGUUGGAUAGCAGUGUUGACCACGUGGGAUUUGUUUGCAGUUCUGAGUAACUUCUCUGGCAUCUUAAGUAGGGCUCUAUAUUAGCUUUCCCUAAUCAUUUCCCUCAACUUUAAUCCUAUUACCCAGUAAGAGCCACAGGGGAAGACAGGGCUGCCCUUGAAUAAGACCUGCUUGCACCCUGAACUGUCCUUACCUUUAUACAGUAGCCUAACAUGCCCAUUAGGCUACAAUGUUGUAGCACGUGCUAGGUGUUCCACCUGACACAACCAGGUAUGCCACCCACUGAUUUAGCCUUGUGUAGUGAAAAUAACCUUGGCACAUAAGACAUUUUUGGAACCAAGACUGAAAUCAAUGAAGAAACAGCCUCCAACGUGCUCAGGUGUUUGAACAAGUUUGAAGUUAUAUAGUAAAAUCACCUAUUUCCCUUUUCUUAUAUACAAAUAAAUGUAAGAUUCUUAAACGCCUUACAAAACAUUAUUAAACUUAGAUUUUUUACCUCCAGACCACACCGCAUAAAGCCGCAAAGGCUCAACUACUUCAAUGAUGGGUGGUCCUCAUUGGACAUGAUUCAUGAAUAUAUUUAGCUCUGAUUGUCAGAGCUGUUGGAGUGGGGAAAAGGGGUGGGGGGUCUGCAGCUCUGGCGAGGUCAGGUCUGGAGGGCCAGCCAUGUUUUAACGAGGAGGCAGCCGUUCAAUGUCACAUGCACUUUGGUCUCUUUUGUCAUGUGUAAUGCGGUCCUUUGUUUCAAAGCCUCUAAUAUUCCUAAUUUAGACAGAGGUCCCACCGGGCAGCCUCUCCAGACGGGUGGCAUUAACCCACAGCCCUCUGGGGGACCAGGCUAUGUGCUAUAAGACGGGUGGCAUUAACCCACAGCCCUCUGGGGGACCAGGCUAUGUGCUAUAAGAACUUAAGGGCCAGAGGAUCACUCUCCCAGUCAUGCUGUGUGAACUGGAAUGGCUUGAAAACAGAGCAUGUCACUGAAGCAUACAAACAUUCCCUGUGUUUACACAGUACGGUCAACACUGUAGAUGAAAGCUGGAGGCAGAUUGAGAGAUCACAUUCCUGGUUGUUGUGAGGAGUCAAAUUGAGGCUGAUCCACUGAGGCUUUUUGAGAAGAGAUGUUCAAAAUAUCCCAUUCAAUAUACUGUAGAGCACUCCCAGUUUGUGACACAUCCAAGAAAUUACACAUUUAGGUGUUUCAAUUUAGGCCCAUAGCCCUCCGUCCAUUUUAGCCUCUGCCCUUUCGGUAUUCACAUAUCUAGAAGGACUGGAUAGAUAGUGAAAGCAAUAUGGCGAUAGCUCCACUUAGCAUUUGUAUUUAUUUAUCAGACAAUAGUUAUCAUUUUAGUAAAAGUGUGUCUCUUUACUUUGCAAAGAGAAACACGUGUAUGCAUGUGACAUUUUCCUCUCAUCUUGAUAUUCAGUUAAAAUGUUUUCUUCCUGUCUCUUAUCACUAGGACCGCCAGAGCAGGCUAAAUUGAACACCUUAUAUCAUCUGGAAUGUGAGCUAGGGGCUUCUCAGGGCUUUCAACGGUACAGUGUUGAUUGCCUGUGGGUUCUGUUUGCUGUUGUGAGAUAGAGUAACUUAAUAUAAACAUAGCAGGAGAGAGUUCUCAUGUUGAAGUCUUGCAUAACGAUACAGUACAAAGCAUGAAUUAAAAUCAAAUUCAUGUGUAUUUUAUGGACCAGAGUCAUCACAAUUUAUGACCGCCGGCUAAGUCCUGCUAAGCUGUUGUCUUGUAUGUUUACAACCAGGCUAGUCUUGUAUGUUUACAACCAGGCUAGUCUUGUAUGUUUACAAACAGGCUAGUCUUGUAUGUUUACAACCAGGCUAGUCUUGUAUGUUUACAACCAGGCUAGUCUUGUAUGUUUACAACCAGGCUAUACACUAGAGCUAGGCGAAAUGGAGAAAAAUCCAUAUUGUGAUGAAAGACAUUGGGGAGGUAGCUACUUUCAUAAUGUAUGGUUGGCAAACACUUUCAAGUGGGAAGGGUAUAUGAGCCUUCCAAUUGGAAAAGUUAAUGUAAAAUUCACUGUUCAAGUUUUAAAACAUUUUGGAACAUUCUACCCUUGAUGAAUAAGACCCUUGAUGGAAAACUCACUCAAUGUUCUCUGAUGAGCUCACAGGAAGUCUCGAUCAUCAAUGCUCAACCCCAUCCUAAUUUGAAGUCACUGCAUCAAAGUUAUGUGAAAAUUAAAUUGUACUAUUUGUAUUUUACUCACCAAAAUAUCAUUUCAUUUGUAGACCUUCACAGCUUGGUGUAACUCCCACCUGAGGAAAGCAGGAACACAGAUUGAGUACAUUGAGGACGACUUCAGGAAUGGCCUCAAACUCAUGCUUCUCUUGGAAGUUAUUUCAGGUACUGUUUGUUUAAUAUAUAGUUGAAUACAUUGAUUGUUAGUGAUUACGCUUAGAGUUAAAUGCUGUUUCUUUCCCUCAGGUGAGAGGUUACCCAAGCCUGACAGAGGGAAGAUGCGUUUUCACAAGAUUGCCAAUGUCAACAAAGCCCUGGAUUUCAUCACCAGCAAAGGAGUGAAACUUGUCUCUAUUGGAGCUGAAGGUGAUGUUUUAUUCAGGCAGUACUUCAUGUUCAGGCAGCUCAGUAUCUUUUGACUUAUUUGAUUCAUCCAUUCAUUAUUUUACAUUUUAGUCAUUUAGCAGAUACUUUUAUCCAAAGUGAUUUACAGGAGCAAUUAGGGUUAAGUGUCUUGCUCUAGGACACAUCGGUCGAUUUUUCACCUAGUCGGCUUAGUGGUUCGAACCAGCGACCUUUCAGUUACUGGUCCACCGCUUUUAACAUCUAGGCUUCCUGCCGCCCCAUUAUCUUUUUGAUAAUUCUCUGAAGCAGUUCCUACUCUAAUUAUGUGAUGGAUCUGAUGGUAAUUGGAUGUUUUCUCCCCAGAAAUUGUGGAUGGUAACAUUAAGAUGACUCUUGGAAUGAUAUGGACCAUCAUCCUCCGCUUUGCCAUCCAGGACAUCUCUGUAGAAGGUAAGAUAGAACAAUUCAAACAAAAUAGCAUACUUAAAAAAAUCAACUGCCUUUAUUACUAUUGUAAAUAGGUUAUGUCCUGCAUAAUGUUUUUAUUCUGCAGCUAUCUUCUUGGCCAGGUCUCCCUUGAAAAGAGAUGAUCUGUAUUGACUUCCUGGUUAAUGAAAUAGAGAUCUCACUGGGGAAUAGCUCUGUUGAAUAAGUAUUUCUCUCUCCUCUCAGAAACCUCUGCAAAGGAAGGCCUUCUCUUGUGGUGCCAGAGAAAGACUGCCCCCUACAGGAACGUCAAUGUCCAGAACUUCCACGUUAGGUGAAAACACUUUUGUAUUGUAUUUUUUCUAUUUUAUUAUAUUCUGUACUUAUGUGUUAGUACUAAGUGAUAAGACAGGCAAAGCUUGCAGACACUGUAGCUCUCUAGGACCAGUGAUGGUAAACUCUGCUUUACUCAGUUAUUAUGCCACUCUGACCUCUGACCUGGUUAUCUCUGCUGCCUGCUGGUGAAGCUGGAAGGACGGACUGGCCUUCUGUGCCCUGAUUCACAGACACAGGCCUGACCUCAUCGACUACGCUAAGCUCAACAAGGUCUCUCGUGUGUCCCAAACACUAACCUUGAUGGUGUCAAGUGCCUCCAACAUACUAACAGAGAAGGGUUCCUGAUGUCCAGAAUAGUAACUCCACAGUCUUUUCCCACAGCAUGGAUUAACAGAAAGCUAUUGACCUUUGAGAAGCAGAUAUAAGAGUGCUUUGUUAUGUUUAACUUGCCCAAUCUCUCCUUACUGAUGUCUGCAUUCACUGUCUUAAUGACAUGCUCACCUGGCCCACCAUUAUAUAAAGCUGGAAGGAUGGGUUAGCCUUCUGUGCCCUGAUACACAAACACAGGCCAGAUCUAAUCAACUAUCACAAUCUGAAGGUAUCGUAUGUGUAAAUAAAAAGUGGACUAUGUUGUGUGUAGAAUUGUGUGUACAGUGUGUAGUUCUAUGCUGUUCAAGGUUUCUCCUUUCUAUGGUAGACUGGGUCACUGUAGUGCAUUCAUUAGAGUUCAAGAGUAUAUUAGUGUAUCGGUGUUCAGGUGUUGUUUAUAGACACAUUUUGUAAAAUAAAAUGUGGACGUGUAAAGAGUAGGCUACAGUGUGGAAUCUACACGUUUCUCCUUACACCUUGGAAGCUGUGGCCUUGUUAAUAGUGAGUGACAUUUACAUCUCCAUCCUGAACUGACUUAGUCCUGACUGUGAAUAGACAGAGAAAUGUGAGUCACAUCCCAGGAGAGCCCAGGGUUUACCUCAGCUGUGGCUGGCAGAUACCUCUGCCUGGUACUGCUCUUUAUAGGGCAAUCAAUCUAUUCACGGUUGUAUGGAAACAGACAGGAAAAUGGAUUGAUCUGUGGAACCCAAACCUUUCGGAAAGCCAGAGGCUUUGGGUUUCAGUAGAGGUGUCCCCCCCUCUCUCAGACAUAUGCACACACACACACAGACACACACACCUAUAUCAGAAUCACCUUUAAAUGCCCCCCCCCCACCAACACUCCCACACAUGCAUUGAGCCCAGACAGAUCCUGUCAGCUGUCGUGUCUGGCUCCAGGUGAGUGGGCUCAGUAAGCCCUGAGUGUUAGCUUGCUGAAAUGGCUCCGUGUGGGGAACAGGCCCAUGGGUAUCUGCCCACCCUGGAUCUCUGCAGCUGCCACUGUCCUGUAACAGGCUUUUUCCUCUCGGCCGGCAUCAGUGGAACAGACUUAGGACAAAAUCAGCAGCAUGAGCCCUCUCCUCCCACUAAACACACUGACUCACCCUACUCCAUUACUACUCCAUUAGUGAGGAGGCACUUACUGACUGUCUGUCACCUGUUUAGUUAAUACCAUCACUGGAUGCAGGACAGUUUGUAAACUGGUUUCAAAUACUGUUUUCUCAUAUAAAAAGUAAAUGAAAAGAUUACUUUGGGUAUUAAUUUAAUUGGAAAGUAUGUUUCUAUAAUAUUGAUCUUUUUCUAGGAUGAUCCAAUGGGGAACCUGAACCUGGCGUUUGAAAUAGCAGAGAAGCACCUGGAUAUUCCCAAGAUGCUGGACGCAGAAGGUAAUGUCUUCUAAGGAAACAAAGUUUUGAAAAUCGGCAUUAGCUAAAGUCAUGUCGUUCUGCUCAUUAUGAAAACAUAAACCAUCUUAUCUGGUCCUGUUAUGGUGGGAGUCAGAUUGUGGUUUUGUUGCAGGAUUGCCUGGAGGAUUGUCUUCAUGCACAUUGUAUGCACAUUGUAAUGAUAAAGUCCUAUCUGCCUGGUCUCCCCACACAGAUUUUAUAAGCUCAGCCAGGCCAGACGACAGGACUGUUAUGACCUAUAUGUCCAGUUUGUAUCACACAUUUGCAGUGGUACAGAAGGUGAGGGGACAUUGAUGCUGUGUAGUCCUAGUGUCAAGGUGACCAGGUCCUUGUUUAGAUCCCUUUGCCAUAGACCACCCCACCUUCCCUCCAGGAUAGCCCUGGGCUAAGUUCAGGUGUGGAGUCGAUCUGUGGUCCUUCUCCUCUGUCAGUGUUCUUGUGUUUCCUGUCUCCACCUUCCAUAUCUUCCUUCUUCUCUACUUGUCGUCUGUCACCCUCUUCUGUCCCUCCCGCCCUCUGUAGACAUCAUCAACACCCCCAAGCCUGAUGAGAGAGCUAUUAUGACCUAUGUGUCCUGCUUCUAUCAUGCAUUUGCUGGAGCCGAGCAGGUAUACAGCUUGCACCAUGAACAAUUUGAAUCGAGUUUGUGAAUGCAAUGUGUUGUGGGUACAAUACCUCCUAAACCAAUUGAUGAGGAUUACCAUAUGUCAAUCACUCCUCUCUAGCCUAUGAGUUGUUUGAGAUCAUAAUUCUACUGAGUUGGUAAAUUGUGAGUUUCACAUUGAAAUGAAUGUUUUUGAAAUGAUGCACACAGAUUGCAUUAAAGGAAUGACUUAAAUGGUGUGUGCGUGUUGGGGGGGGGGGGUGUAAUGUUGAAUUGUAUUGUGUGAGGAAUAGCACUAGAUAUGCGACAAGAACCACCUCACCUCUCUUUCCCUUCCUCCCCCACCACCUCUCUUUCCCCUCCUCCACCCCCCUCACCUCUCUACUAAACACCCCCCCCGUUCCCACCUCCCUCCGGCUCAUCUUCCCUCCUUACCCGCCCCCCCACCUCUCUUAAAAACCCCCCUUUCCCUCCUCACCCUCAUCUCUCUUUCCCCUCCUCCCCCCCCUCAUCUCUCUUUCCUCCUCCCCUCCCUCUCUUUCCCCCCUUUCCCCCUCCUCUCCUCCCCCCAAUCCCUUUUCCCCUCCCCUCAUCUCUCUUCUCCCUCCCCCCUCAUCUCUCUCUUUCCCCUCUUCUCCCCCUCCCCUCCUCAUCUUUCCUCCUCCCUCCCCUCACCUCUCUUCCUCCCCCUCCCCAUCCUCCUUUCCCCCUUCCCCCUCUUCCUCCUCCCCUCCUCCCCCCUCCCAUCUCUCUUUCCCUCCCCCUCUUUCUUCCCCCUUCCCCCAUCUCUCUUCAUCCAUCCCCCUCCCCUCAUCUCUCUUUCCCCCCUCCCCUCACCUCUCUUUCACCCCUCCCCUCACCUCUCUUUCCCCCCUCCCCUCAUCUCUCUUUCCCCCCUCCCCUCAUCUCUCUUUCCCCCAUCCCCUCCCCUCACCUCUCUUUCCUCCCUCACCUUGGUAGGCUGAGACGGCGGCCAACAGGAUCUCUAAAGUGCUGGGUGUGAACCAGGAGAAUGAGAAACUGAUGGAGGAAUACGAGAGGCUGGCCAGCGAGGUAAAGCAACACAGAAGCAUACAUUUGGACGUAUGCUUUCAUAUUGGUGAACUCUCUCAGGAGAGCUACUUCUACCCCAAUCUGAAUACUCAAAAAGUCCACCGUCUCACACAAACUCGUAGGAAUGGAAUUUCCCAGUAUUCAAAUCAAAUUCAAUGUCCAAUUCAACUUAACAGAAUUGAGAUGAAUGACAACACAUCAAUCCCAAAGCUCCACCCCAUCACCACCCUCUGUGUUCCGUAGCUACUGGAGUGGAUCCGCCGGACUACCCCAUGGUUGGAGAACAGAACUGCAGAGAAAACCAUGGUUGAGAUGCAGAGGAAGCUGGAGGAUUUCAGAGACUACCGCCGCAUGCACAAGCCCCCCAAGGUGCAGGAGAAGUGCCAGCUGGAGAUCAGCUUCAACACCCUGCAGACCAAGCUGCGCAUCAGCAACCGUCCCGCCUUCAUGCCCUCUGAGGGAAAGAUGGUGUCUGUAAGUGUAAACACCCAGCAUUCAAUGAUAAAUCAUAUCAAACUGAUGAAACACAAGCCACCAGUCGAAGUACAGUAGCUAUGGAUAUAGAUCAUCAAAAUACCAAAGGUAAACACCAUGGCACUCUUACCAAAAUGCUGAUAGAGUUAAAAAGCCUUUUUAAUAGCCUAUCUACUGAGCGUGGUGCUUUGCUGGUUUUGACCCGGGUCUUUGUGUCUCUGUGUGGCUGUAGGACAUAGCCAGUGCAUGGCAGGGGCUGGAGGGUGCAGAGAAAGGCUACGAGGAGUGGCUUCUGACAGAGAUCCGCAGGCUGGAGAGACUGGACCACCUGGCUGAAAAGUUCCUCCAGAAAGCCACCACCCAUGAGACCUGGGCUAAUGGUCUGUCUGGGACAUGAUUGUCUGUCUGUCUGUGGAGGGUUUACUUAUGUUCCUGGUUUGUCUAGAGUUUGACGUUUGAAUGUAAUUGAUUAGCUCCAAAUCCUUUGAGAUUUGUCAAUGGGAAAAUGUCAGUAAAUCUUCAGCAUUUGUUUUUGCUAAUGGGAGGUUCAUGACCCCCCCCCCCCUCUCUCUCUCUCUCUCUCUCUCUCUCUCUCUCUCUCUGUGUGUGUGUAUGACCCAGGGAAAGAGUUGAUUCUAUCUCAGAAGGACUACGAGACAGCCACCCUGACGGAGGUGCGGGCAUUGCUACGGAAACACGAGGCAUUUGAGAGUGAUCUGGCUGCUCACCAGGACAGGGUGGAGCAGAUCGCUGCCAUCGCACAGGAGCUCAAGUACGGACCCUUCCUCUAACCCUCCCAACCAUCGUCCCAACCAAGUCCUAUUCCUAAAAUCAUGGUUUUGACAAGGACUACAACUGGCAUUCUAUUUAAAUUAUACCAAACAGUCUGAAGUUGCUCUUCAUUAACCUAUAUGCUUCCUGUGGUGUUGUGCAGUGAGCUGGACUAUCAUGAUGUGGCUGCUGUCAACCAGAGGUGCCAGAGAAUCUGUGACCUGUGGGAUCAGCUUGGUACACUGACCCAGAAGAGGAGAGAGGCUCUGGAGGUGAGUGGAGGAGGUUGAGGUUUGGGACAUGACGUUAUAUUCCCAGCUAAGCUAAACUGGGCUAAGCUGCUGUGCCCAGUGAAAAGUUAGCCGGCACAGUACAGCUUGGUAGUGUUGGAAAGAGAACCAGUUCCAUGAAUCCAGAAGAGAGCUGAGGAGGUUAAGCAGUGAAUGACGUUACCUUGGGGUGGGGUGGAUAGUUCACAGGACUACUUAACCCAUAACAAAGCUAAAUCUCAUGUAUAUUAUAGUGAGAUAGCUAGGGGUGGGGCAUGAAGACAGCUGAUUGAGAUAAGGGGAUGAAAUGAAGGCACAUUUACAGUUCCUUCAGAAAGUAUUCAUACCCCUUGACUUUUUCCACAUUAUGUUGUGUUACAGCCUGAAUUUAAAAUGGAUUAUAUUGAGAUUCAUGGUCACUGGCCUACACACACACAAUACCCCAUAAUGUCAAAGUGGAAUUAUGUUUUUAGAACUACUUACAAAUUAAUAAAAAAUGGUAAGCUGAAAUGUCUUGAGUCAAUAAGUGUUCAACCCAUUUGUAAUGGCAAGCCUAAAUAAGUUCAUGAGUAAAGAAUUUGCUUAACAAGUCACAAAAGUUGCAAUAAUAGUGUUUAACAUGAUUUUUGCAUGACUACCUCAUCUCUGUACCCCACACAUACAAUUAUCUGUAAGGUCCCUCAGUUGAGCACUGAAUUUCAAACACAGAUUCAACCACAAAGACCAGGGAGGUUUUCCAAUGCCUCGCGAAGGGAACCUUUUGGUAGAUUGUAAACAAACAGACAUUGAAUAUCCCUUUGAGCAUGGUGAAGUUAUUAAUUACAUUUUGGAUGGUGUAUGAAUACACCCAGUCACUACAAAGACACAGGCGUCCUUCCUAACUCAGUUGCCAUGAGGCCAAUGGUGACUUUAAAACAGUUACAGAGUUUAAUGGCUGUGAUAGGAGAAAACUGAGGAUGGAUCAACAACAUUGUAGUAACCCCAUAAUACUAACCUAAUUGACAGAGGGAAAAGGAAGCCUGUACAGAAUAUACAUAUUCCAAAACAUGCAUCCUGUUGGCAACAAGGCACUAAAGUAAUACUGCAAGAAUUGUGGCAAUGCAAUUCACUUUUUGUCCUGAAUACAAAGUGUUAUGUUUGGGGCAAAUCCAACACAACACAUUACUAAGUACCACUCUCCAUAUUUUCAAGAAUAGUGGUGGCUGCAUCAUGUUAUGGGUAUGCUUAUAAUCGUUAAGGACUGUGGAGUUUUUCGGGAUAAAAAAUAAACUGAAUGGAGCUAAGUACAGGCAAAAUCCUAGAGGAAAACCUGGUUCAGUCUGAUUUCCAACAGACACUGGGAGAUGAAUUCACCUUUCAGCAGGACAAUAACCUAAAACACCAAAUCUACAUUGGAGUUGCUUACCAAGAAGACAGUGAAUGUUCCUGAGUGGCCGAGGCACAGUUUUGACUUAAAUCUGCUUGAAAAUCUAUGGCAACACCUGAAAAUGAUUGUCUAACAAUGAUCAACAACACAUUUGACAGAGUUGAGUUUGAGUUCAGGCUGUAACACCACAAAAUGUGGAAUAAGUAAAGGGGUAUGGAUAGUUUCUGAAGACACUGUAUCUAGAUAUGGCUGCCUGUCCAGUAUCUAGCUGGCAGGAUACCCACAGUCCUUUUCCUCUGAGCCCCUCUGAUCCUUACUGGGCGCUCAUGACCUACAAAGGUGUCAAGACCCACAGCCAGGCUUGGGGUUAGGCUGCUGUCUGCCCCAUCUCCCUGCCCAAAGGGAGGGGUCUAAUCCAUGCAGACCACCUUGCCAACUCAGGGGUCAAUUGGGUCAUGUCAAUGUGAUGCAUCCUGGGAUUAACAGUCCAAACAGGCAAUGUUGAUUAAUUGUCAAUGGGAUGAAUGACAAGUGUUUUUAUCUCUUCUGUUUUCCAGAGGACAGAGAAAUUGCUGGAAACCAUUGAUCAGUUGUUCCUGGAGUUUGCCAAGAGAUCAGCACCUUUCAACAACUGGAUGGAAGGGGCCAUGGAGGAUCUGCAGGAUAUGUUUAUUGUACACACUAUCGAUGAGGUCCAGGUACGUAUCACUCGCUAUUAAUAUUUUUAUCAUUCUAUCGUUGUUACAACUGUUACGUCAUUUUGACACAGUGCCCAUUACUUGCCACGUUCUUGAAUGUACAAGCCAACACUGCAACUUCUACUCUCCUCCUCCUCUGCAGAGCCUGAUCUCUGCCCAUGAGCAGUUCAAGGCCACCCUCCCAGAGGCAGACGGAGAGAGACAGGCCAUCCUCGGGAUCCACAUGGAGGUGCAGAAAAUCUCUCAGAGCUACGGCAUCAAGGCCAACCUAAUCAACCCCUACAGCACCAUCACCACAGAGGAGCUCCUCGCCAAGUGGGACAAGGUAGGACCUCGAAAUUCACAUACGUACACUUGAGACACGCAUGCGCAUACAUAGUCACUUUCUAUGUCAGAUUGAUGUAUGUGUUGUCGCCAUGUUGCUGACCAGGUGAAGAAGCUGGUUCCCCAGAGAGAAGGCUCCCUCCAGGAAGAGCUAGCCCGGCAGCAUGCUAGCGAGAGGCUGAGACGGCAAUUUGCUGCCCAGGCUAACCUCAUCGGACCCUGGAUACAGACAAGGAUGGAGGUCAGAGAGUCAGCCAUCAGUUUAGUGUCUAGGGCUGGGGUCUCCAACCCUGUUCCUGGAGAGCUACUCUCCGGUAGGUUUUUGCUCCAACCCCAGUUGUAAUUAACCUGGUUCAGUUUAUCAACCAGUUAAUUAUUAGAAUCAGGUGUGCUAGAUUAGGGUUGGAGUGAAAACCUACAGGAUGGUAGCGCUCCAGGAACAGGGUUGGAGAGCCCUGGUCUAGGGGUACCUUUGGAACCGGAACAAAAACCUGACUUGCUCAUGUGCGUUGUUCUGACAGGAGAUUGGCCGCUGCUCCCUGGAGGUGGGCGGUACCCUGGAGGACCAGAUGACCCAGCUGAAGCAGUUUGAGCACGUCAUCGUCACCUACAAGCCCAACAUCGACAAGCUGGAGGGAGACCACCAGCUCAUCCAGGAGUCCCUGGUGUUUGACAACAAGCACACCAACUACACCAUGGAGGUACUGCAGAGCACCACAGAGAGACGGUCUCUGCAUGCAGUCUAUGAUGAUUGGAUGUGGUCAUGGGGAUAAUGAUGAUGGAUGUCAUCGAGAUUCCAAAGUGCAUUGUUGGGAAACAUUGGCAACUGAUUAAUCUGUCUGUGUCUAUAACUGUUUGUCUGAGUCCAUAUCUGUCUAUGUGUCUUGUCAUCAUGGUAACAGCACAUCCGUGUGGGCUGGGAGCUCCUCCUUACCACCAUCGCCCGCACCAUCAACGAGAUCGAGACCCAGAUACUGACCCGCGACGCCAAGGGCAUCAGCCAGGAACAGAUGCAUGAGUUCCGCUCCUCCUUUAACCACUUUGACCGGGUACAGUGCUCCUUCCGCUCCCUGGACUCCCGGGUUCUCUGAUUCAUAUAUUAACAUUUAACCUGAAUGGCAUGUUAAGUAGCAUAAUACCAGAAGCUGCGUAAGGAAACUGGGGUAAUAUAUUGUGGUUGAUACUGUACUACAACGGUCACUGCUCUCUGGGCUUGGUUGUUUAGACAGUCAAAAAAUAUAAUACAAAUAGAACUACUAUUGUAUGAUAGUGUAAUGUAUAUGUCUGAUAUUGGUUCCACAUUGUUGUAAUGCUUCAUGUUAUGGACACUUGCAUGUGUGUGUGAGACAGUUCUGUGCGACUAACACCCCCUCUAACACCUGGCCCCAGGAGGACACAGGCAAACUGCGUCGUGAGGAGUUCAAGGCCUGUCUGAUCAGCCUGGGUCAUGUGGGCAAUGACCAUCAGGUACUCAACCCUACUGACCUCUAACCUUUCAUGAUCCCUGACUGACCUCUCGCUGCUGACUUGGGCUUCUUCCAUCCCUUCUAGAACAGACCACACCUGCUGCUACCUAUCAUAUUUUCUGAGUUGUAUCAAUAUUUUGACAGUGGGCUCUACAGCAUGACGAUGUUAGUGGCAGCAGCUUUGGCCUGUUAUGACAGUUAAUUUAGAAAUGACUCCUAAAGUAUUUAUUGUCUCUCUCUCCAUGUCUUCUAAUGUUACUGUGUCACUGUGUCCAUCUGUCUGGUUGUGUGUGUGUCCAUGUCUCUGUGUUAGCUUUGGUCUUCUCCCCUUCCUGGUCUCCCUUCUGCUCCCUGUGUGGUGACCCACUCCCAACCUCCACCCUACGACCCUUGACCUCUGACUACAGAAGAAACACGGGGCGAUGGACACUGAUGACUUUAGGGCCUGUCUGAUCUCCAUGGGUUAUGAUUUGGUAGGGGUCUCAAUGUGCUCAUACAGAAUUACAGUACGCAAACAAUGCAUACUAAUACCAAGAGGUAUUAAUAUUCUAUGUGUGAUGACGUAAUGACGAAUAAAGAUAUGAGUGUUCUUUUCUCUGAUCUCUCUCCCUGAUCUCUCUCUCUCUCUUUGACUGUCAGGGUGAAGUGGAAUUUGCCCGCAUCAUGAUGCUGGUAGAUCCCAGUGCCACUGGCACAGUGUCAUUCCAAUCCUUUAUCGAUUUUAUGACCAGAGAAACCGCUGACACAGACACCGCUGACCAGGUCAUGGCAUCCUUCAGGAUUCUGGCAGCCGAUAAGGUGUGUGUGUGCGAGAGAGAGAGAGAAAGUGAAUGGGAGUGUGGCAAUUGAGUGGACCAUGUCAAUCACACAGAAGGGGCACAUUCAGUAUAACGGUAAACACACAUAUUAUUCUGUCAGAUGAUGAAAAUUUGCUAGAGCGGACUUCCCUAAAUGAGCCCCUGUUCUCUCCCCCUCCCCGUUCUUCUCCCCCCUCUACAGCCCUACAUCCUGGUUGAGGAGCUGAGGAGGGAGCUCCCCCCUGACCAGGCAGAGUACUGCAUCUUGAGGAUGGCCCCCUACAGUGGUCCAGGGGGACCCGCGGGAGCGCUAGACUACACCGACUUCUCCACUGCCCUCUACGGAGAGAGUGACCUCUAA
This is a messenger RNA of Coregonus sp. 'balchen', 15740 nucleotides long. The record is from the annotation of a GenBank genome assembly. Lineage: Eukaryota; Metazoa; Chordata; Actinopteri; Salmoniformes; Salmonidae.